Daldinia caldariorum is the source of this 2513-nucleotide messenger RNA. RefSeq lists its product as uncharacterized. Gene Ontology annotation, biological process: regulation of transcription by RNA polymerase II. Bases 453 to 2432 code for a protein of 659 amino acids. The transcript has 2 exons. Gene Ontology annotation, molecular function: DNA-binding transcription factor activity, RNA polymerase II-specific; RNA polymerase II cis-regulatory region sequence-specific DNA binding. Lineage: Eukaryota; Fungi; Ascomycota; Sordariomycetes; Xylariales; Hypoxylaceae. The record is from RefSeq and is a predicted model, not a curated record.
CAUAUAUUCGUCAUUCUUGAGCCUUGUUCCGUUUUAAGGUCCCAUCUGUCUCAAGUUUCAGCCGUUGCCCGCCCGACCUGACUCGAACUCCCUCCCCACCGAGAAUUCCCGGCAGCUCAGCACACAUCACUGAGAGCACAACCCAUCUUCAGAAUAUCAAUACUCGUUGAUCCGCAAACAACAAAAACUGCGAAUGAAUUAUAUAGAUAUUUCAUCAUCGCCCCCCCUUUCUUCUCCCCUUUUUCCUACUACUUUGACCGCCGCAUUAUUCUCCUGUCAUUUCAAACUUCUUUCACCACUCAGCCCUGUCGUUCCCAUUACCCGUUUUAAAAGGGUUGCCUUGAAUAUCUAGGCUCGGUAUCGUUGGGAUUUCUGAAGCAAUUCCAAAUUAUUAGCUUGCCUGCUAGGGUCGACGGAUACUCUACCCUGUACGGAAUAUUCGGAACUGUGCUAUGGCGGCUACUUUUCGGCCUGUCAAUCCACCCAUGGCGAUAGAAGUCAAGGCAGACGAUGGAGCGGCGCGGUCGCCCACAACACCUACCCCGACAAAUGCCAGCUUUCCACAGCGACCGCUACCAACGUCCCCAUUUCCGCAAACAGUUCAAAUUCCAGAGAGCAUCGAUGAAAAGCAGACACCGAAGCAAAUGCCCAAACGGGAGAACUCACAGCAUUCGAAAAGGUCGCGAGGAGACUCCGAAGACGUCGAGAUGGACGAAUUAGAUGGAGAAAAUCAUGCAGAUGAUGGCGCAGGAUCGGAUGAAGAAAGUGUGAAUGCGGAUGGGACCAAAUCGAACAAGAAAAAGAAGUCGCAACGAUUUUUUUGUACCGAGUAUCCGCCUUGUAACUUGAGCUUUACAAGAAGUGAACAUUUGGCCAGGCAUAUUCGGAAACAUACUGGAGAACGUCCAUUCCAAUGCCAUUGCUCGAGACGAUUUUCACGGCUCGAUAAUUUGCGACAGCAUGCACAAACCGUACACGUCAACGAAGACAUACCAAUAGAUUCUCUUGCUGCGACGGGAACAAGGUUUCAAAGACAAAUUCGAACUGAUCGGGUACGGCAACCUGGGAGACCUCGAGCUGCAACAGCAGGAAGCAUGGGUUCCCCUCCUCGAGGCCACGCAAAAUCCCUUUCUACAUCGAGCAUUAGUUCCGUCGGUUCAACUUUCAGCACUCGCGAUGACGUGCGCCGAAGGCCUCCUCCUUUAGUGAUGGCGGAUCCACGGUCUCGGCUUUCUAUCGAGACCUAUCACAAUAAUACCGAAACCGCAUAUUCUUACCGGCCACCAUCCCCGAGUGAUUUUAGUACGCCAACCUCAGCGACCUUUUCAACCGGGCAGAACAGCCCCCGAUGGGGUUCUACAAUCGCAUCACCAAACUCGUCUCAUCCUCGACCACAAAGUAUGUACACUGGCCAUAGAACCCCGGGACGCCGCCUGAGUGUGCCUUCUAGCGGCGUUCCUUUUCAGUCUCCUCACGGUGCCUCCUUAGGACGCCCUCUUUUCGGACCUAGUGCCGUAAACACUUCAAAUCCUGGUGCUUUUUCUCCAACCGGAAGCUUACUAGGAUCGCCCACAUCCUCAAUAUUUUCCUCGAGGCGUGAGCCUACGUCACAGACAGAGGAUUGGCGUCGUCGCACGUGGCAUCCCGACUCAACUAACUUCAACACCGUUAGUAGCAGCAGCCGCUUGAGCAACGUGGUGACUCCAUCGCAAUUUCAGAAUUCCGUACCUACUCCAGUCCCACAGCAGCAAAAUACUCCAGUCCGGCUACCAGGAAUUGAAUCAUUUGGUCCUGUCCCCCGUCGUCCGGUGUCUCCGGCGGUGCAAAAUCCGUCUGCUAUGCAAGUUGACUCGGAAGCGCCCCCUCCGCGAGCUAUGCUUCCCUUAACCCAACUCGGAGAUACAGACGAUAGGCGCAAUACGGCUCAUUGGGACAUGGGCCUGCAUAGAGGUUUGACUCGCUUGGAUAUCACAUCAAACCCACCAGCCUCGGACCAGGCAGGAACUUGGGCCCGUGAAACAAAUCAAGCGGUAGAGGCUGAGGCGGACCGAAUGAGAGCAAACCCCCCUACUGUACGGUUUAACGAACCCGUCAUAAUGGAGAGCAGACCGUCAGGCGCUGCUAGUUUUUCCAGGGCGUAUCACCAACACACUAUGUCAGCACCUUCGAUCGCUACCUCGAGAGAGAUCAAACGGCGGGGUUGGUAUAAUGGCCCCGUAACAGUUCACGCCGAUGCUCCUCCUGAGAAGAUGGCGCGGGUGGAGCGGAUGGUUCAUCCAAACAUAAGCGAAUUCGCAGGUUUUCCAGCGAGAGAAAAUACCACAAAUGCCCCUCCCGGACAGCAAAAUCCCGGUGAGCGAGAUAACAUGCUUCGAUUGCAGGCACUUGUAGCGGUUGCAACAAGCGAGGGAAACGCGACGACUGCGUAUUAGACGGUAUACGGUCCACGUCUUAGAUUUAACACUAUAACCGUAUCUGGGAUACUACAAAUCUCCGCCACAACCAGUACGCAU